AUGGGAAUAACAAUUCGACAGGCAACUAUCGAAGAUAUACAGGCAAUGCAAAAUGCAAAUUUGCACAAUCUUCCGGAAAACUAUCAAUUGAAGUACUAUAUGUAUCACAUAUUGUCAUGGCCACAGGCAUCUUUUGUUGCAACAACCUAUGACGAAGUGAUAAAUGUGAAUGAUGGGGAAAUUGAAGUUCCAGUUCCUCAGGAUCCCAAAGGUGAUACAGCAUAUAUAAAUAGAGGUGAGAAAAUUGUUGGAUAUGUAUUGGGUAAAAUGGAAGAUGAUCCAGAAGCUGCUGACAAAACUUCCCAUGGACAUAUCACUUCAUUGUCAGUGAUGAGAACGUAUCGUCGAAUGGGUAUAGCUGAGAAAUUAAUGCGACAAUCCUUAUAUGCCAUGUGUGAACUGUUUGAGGCACAAUAUGUCUCCUUACAUGUGAGAAAAUCCAAUCGUGCUGCGUUACAUUUAUAUAGAGACUCGUUGAAAUUUGAGGUUCAAUCGAUAGAAAAAUCGUAUUAUCAAGACGGGGAGGAUGCUUAUGCCAUGAGAUUAGACUUGAAAUUGGAAGAGUUGUUGCCCUCAUUGGCCCAGAAAGCUGAAGAGUCAGACGAUUUAACUAAAGAUUUAUUAGAGGACUGA
Candida dubliniensis CD36 is the source of this 633-nucleotide messenger RNA. Its product is annotated as peptide alpha-N-acetyltransferase complex A subunit. The record is from RefSeq and is a predicted model, not a curated record. Gene Ontology annotation, molecular function: protein N-terminal-serine acetyltransferase activity; protein-N-terminal-glutamate acetyltransferase activity. Gene Ontology annotation, cellular component: NatA complex. NCBI's taxonomy places the organism in Eukaryota, Fungi, Ascomycota, Pichiomycetes, Serinales, Debaryomycetaceae. Gene Ontology annotation, biological process: N-terminal peptidyl-glutamic acid acetylation. The coding region runs from base 1 to 633 and encodes 210 amino acids. The transcript has a single exon.